AACAUUUCUGUCCCGUCACCUACUUCUCUUCCCUAUUGAGAAACCCCUCCUGUGGUUUGUCUUUCCAUCGUCUUCCCUUCAGACACGGCCGAACUUGAGCAAGGUUUGCCAGCGGCUUCCCGUCAGUUCAACCUACCACGCCGUGACCGCCGGCCAACAUGGCGUCGUCCUCCUCUUCGGCGGUCCCGCAGGCUGAGGCCUUUCCGGACGGCACUACCGACUACAUUCCCGUGAGGAAGAAGCAAUACGACCUCCGAAAGCCUCAUAUCACGGAGCAGCCGAUAACAUGGAAGAACUGGUACCAGCAUGUCAACUGGCUGAACACAACCUUCAUCAUUUUCAUUCCGCUGGCCGGCCUCAUCUCCUCGUAUUGGGUGCCUCUGCAGACUAAGACGGCCAUCUUCACUGUUGCCUAUUACUUUUUCGCAGGCCUUGGAAUCACUGCCGGUUACCACCGUCUCUGGGCUCACUCGAGUUACAAGGCUACCCUUCCCCUGAAGAUCUUCCUUGCCGCCGGUGGCUCCGCUGCCGUUGAGGGUAGCGCUCGUUGGUGGUCAAGUCUCCAUCGUUCGCACCAUCGGUAUACCGACACUGAGAAGGAUCCUUACUCGGUCCGCAAGGGCUUGCUCUACAGCCACAUCGGUUGGAUGGUCAUGAAGCAGAACCCCAAGCGAAUUGGCCGCACCGACAUCACCGACCUGAAUGACGAUGCCGUGGUUGUCUGGCAGCAUCGCAAUUAUCUCAAGUCCGUCGUGACCAUGGCUCUGGUUGUGCCCAUGCUCGUUUGUGGUCUCGGCUGGGGCGACUUCCUUGGUGGCUUCGUCUAUGCUGGUAUCCUCAGAAUCUUCUUCAUCCAGCAGGCCACUUUCUGUGUCAACAGCUUGGCCCACUGGCUCGGUGACCAGCCCUUUGAUGACCGUAACUCUCCGAGGGAUCAUGUUAUCACCGCACUGGUUACUCUUGGCGAGGGUUAUCACAACUUCCACCACGAGUUCCCGAGCGACUUCCGUAACGCCAUCGAGUGGUGGCAAUAUGACCCUACCAAGUGGUUCAUCUGGACCAUGAAGCAGCUUGGCCUUGCCUACAACCUGAAGACAUUCCCCCAGAACGAAAUCGAGAAGGGCCGAGUGCAGCAGCAGCAGAAGAAGCUCGACCAGAGACGAGCCACACUCGACUGGGGUAUCCCCCUUGAGAAUCUGCCCGUUAUCAGCUGGGAUGAUUUCGUUGCCGAGUCCAAGAACGGCAAGGCCUGGGUCGCCAUUGCCGGUGUGAUCCACGAUGUCGGCAAAUUCAUUGCUGAUCACCCUGGUGGCAAGGCUCUGAUCACGUCAGCCAUCGGGAAAGAUGCCACUGCCGUCUUCAACGGUGGUGUCUAUAAUCACUCCAACGCGGCCCACAAUCUGCUCUCCACUAUGCGAGUUGGCGUUCUUCGGGGCGGCUGCGAGGUGGAGAUUUGGAAGCGUGCCCAAUCCGAAAACAAGGAUGUGGCCGCUAUCACCGACUCCACUGGCCAGCGCAUUGUCCGUGCCGGCGACCAGGUCACACGCGUUUCUCAGCCGGUUGCGACCGCCGAUGCCGCAUGAGCGACUUAUUUCAUCAUUGCCAAACUCGUCAGCUCACAAGCAAUGCGAGGAUCCAAAGAAAUUUUACGACACACACGAAACCGUACUGUGGCGGUUUAGUAACCCGGUGUUAGUUGCAUGAAUGGUGUUUGGGCGGAGGGAGGUGGGGCCAUCCAACCUCGAAGUUGGGUGCCGCCCGUUUAAC
Canariomyces notabilis is the source of this 1767-nucleotide messenger RNA. RefSeq lists its product as uncharacterized. Gene Ontology annotation, cellular component: endoplasmic reticulum membrane. Bases 159 to 1583 code for a protein of 474 amino acids. Gene Ontology annotation, molecular function: heme binding; iron ion binding; stearoyl-CoA 9-desaturase activity. Gene Ontology annotation, biological process: unsaturated fatty acid biosynthetic process. The record is from RefSeq and is a predicted model, not a curated record. NCBI's taxonomy places the organism in Eukaryota, Fungi, Ascomycota, Sordariomycetes, Sordariales, Chaetomiaceae. The transcript is spliced from 6 exons.